AUGGGGCGCAAGGAGUUCAUCAGCGACGGCCUGCGGCUGGAUGGGCGGCGGCCUAAGGAGCUGCGGCGGAUGCGGAGCCAGAUCGGCGUGCUGCAGAGCGCAGACGGCUCGGCUAUGUUUCAGAUGGGCAACACGCAGGCCCCGCAAUUCGGCGCUGCCCCACACCGCCUCGCUGCCGCCGCCACUGCCGCACGACCCCAGGUGCUGGCGUCUGUGUUUGGGCCGCGCGAGGUGGAGGUGCGGUCGCAGCUGAAAACAGACCGGGCCAUAGUGAAGUGCGAAUACGCAAUGGCUGCAUUCAGCACAGGCGAGCGGCGGCGGCGCGGCAAGAGCGAUCGGCGGUCGACGGAGCUGUCCUCUGUGAUCCGCAACACCCUGGAGCAGACCAUACAGCUCGAGGAGUAUGCGCGCAGCCAGAUCGACGUGUACGUGCAGGUGCUCCAGGCGGACGGCGGCACUCGCUGCGCCUGCAUCAACGCCGCCAUGCUCGCGCUCGCCGACGCGGGGAUCAAGCUGCGCGACACGGUCGCGGCCUGCGCGGCCGGCUACCUGGCGUCCACGCCGCUGCUGGACAUGAAUUACGAAGAAGACAGCGCAGGGGGGCCCGAUGUUGCUGUGGCGUACCAGCCUGGGCUGGACAAGAUCGUCCUGCUGCAGAUGGACGGCCGCCUGGCAGCCGAGGCGUUUGACGAGUGCGUGCAGCUGGCGGUGCAGGGCUGCCGCGAGGUGGCGGCCGCGAUGCGCAAGGCGCUGGUGGGGCACACCAAGGCGCUCAUGGCGGCUGGGGGCGGCGCCGCAGGAGGCGGCCGCGGAUGA
Monoraphidium neglectum is the source of this 816-nucleotide messenger RNA. RefSeq names its product exosome complex component RRP41. The transcript is spliced from 6 exons. Lineage: Eukaryota; Viridiplantae; Chlorophyta; Chlorophyceae; Sphaeropleales; Selenastraceae. Gene Ontology annotation, biological process: nuclear mRNA surveillance; poly(A)-dependent snoRNA 3'-end processing; U4 snRNA 3'-end processing. Bases 1 to 816 code for a protein of 271 amino acids. Gene Ontology annotation, cellular component: nuclear exosome (RNase complex); nucleolus; cytoplasmic exosome (RNase complex). The record is from RefSeq and is a predicted model, not a curated record.